CCGCGGCGGGUAGCCCCUUCUUUCGGUCCUCUGUUUGUUUCUCCAGAUUUUACUCGCGUUUUCUUCAAUUCUUUGUCCAUAACUACCUACCUAUCUUGAAUACUCAAGUGCAGGAUACUUGAGAACUUACCACCGCAACAAUGGCCACCGCUGAAACGCAAAACCCUCCCGCCGAGGCCCCCGCGCCGGCGCUCCCCGACUACGUCCUGGACGAGGAUGCCGUGCUCAAAGACACCGACGUGAACUGGCGCCACGGCCGGGCGCCCGACUACUCCAAGACCCGCAAGAUCUACUCGGAAACAAAGCACGCCAACCACCAAGCCGGCUCGCUCCCGGACCUCGUCGAGAAGCUGGUCAAGAACUGGGAGAUCGAGGCUAGCUACAAGGUGGACCUGAAGGACUGGCGCACCAUCGACCCGUCGUCGUACACCUUCUCGGUCAACGGCGGCCCGCCGCAGACGGGCGAGCACAUGCUGACGGUCGGCACUUACAACGCCAUCAUCGAGGGCAACGAGUACUACUGCCCCAUGCGCUCCAGCUUCGACGCCUCCCACAAGACCUUUAAGCGCAUGAUGCCCACCUUCGCCUGGGAGGUGAUUGAGGUCUACUCCGGGCCUCCCAAGGUUGCUUUCAAGUGGCGCCAUUGGGGGACCAUGAAGGAGGAUUAUACCGGGUUGAACAACAAAGGGGAAAAGGUCACAAUCAAGGCGCACGGCGGGGAGAUCGACAUCGAAGGCCUUGUGGUGGCCGAGGUGAACGACAAGCUGCAGCUCCGCAACGUCGAAGUCUUCUUCGACCCCAUGCUCAUGUUCCGCCAAAUGGCCCCGGAUGGGGAGACGGGUGUGACCAAGGUCAAGGCUGACGACGCAUAAAUGAGCCACGGAGGGUGAUGUAAAGAACUUUGGCAAGAAUUGAACAAAUCAGACAAAAGCUCAGCUGUUAA
This is a messenger RNA of Chaetomium fimeti, 943 nucleotides long. RefSeq lists its product as uncharacterized. Bases 141 to 872 code for a protein of 243 amino acids. The record is from RefSeq and is a predicted model, not a curated record. The transcript is spliced from 3 exons. NCBI's taxonomy places the organism in Eukaryota, Fungi, Ascomycota, Sordariomycetes, Sordariales, Chaetomiaceae.